AUGCAGGAUGGUAAUGAUGUUAUACUGGAUUGGCUGAUGAAGAAAAGUCUGAUGUUUGUGCCGAACCCUGCCCUAGUGAUACCUGGUGAAAAAAACUUUGAUGCCUUUACCCAUCAAAGGAUGCAGCUAUCGUCUCCUGAUGACGUUUCCGAAAGUUUGGAGAAGAAUUUGGGAGCUACCUCUACCAGCUUAUUGGUGGAUCCCCCUUCUUCUGUUGCUGAAAUGAUGGUUAUCACUGAUGGGUACCAGUACGGUUAUCCCCAACAGUGUGUUCUUGAAAUAAUGAGAACUGAACAUUUCAACAAUACUCUGUACCAAUUCUUCAAGGCGAAGGCCGUCAAUCUUGAGGCAAAGCUUCGUCAUAGGGAAGAAGAGUUGAACGCUGCUGAAUUGAUUAUUGCUGCUAGGGACAAGGAGAUAUUGGAACUGAAGAACCGUCUGAAGUGGAAGGAUCAGCUCGGAGCCGAGAAGGAGAAUCUUUGUAUUGAGAUUGCAUUAGUUCGUAAUGAGUUGGAGAAAGCCCGUAAAGAUGCUUCGUCUUCUAAAGUGGUUGAUAUCCGAGAGUUGUCAUGGCUUCGGAAUGAGAGGACUCGCCAAGAUUAUCGAAUUAAGGAAUUAGUGGAGAAGAUCAAAAAAGAGGCUGACAAGUGGAACGCUCGGGCAGAUGAGCAUAAUAAAUUUAUGGCUCAUUAUCGACAGCAACAACAACUGGAGGUUGACAUGCAAAAUCGUUAUAAUGCCGAUCGCCAACAGUUCAACGAGACCCUAGAGAGGACCCAAAAAGGUCUAGACGAAUCUCGUGAGAGUAUUUAUCGUUUAGAAACCAAGAUAGCGAAUUUAGAAGAGGAGUUGCGUCAAGCUCGUUCAUCUCUUGACCCUGAGGUUCAGGAUUACAUACAACGUUUUGUUCGGGAGAGGGAAGAAGACGUAGCUGAGGCUUAUGCACUCAGCAAUGCUUUAGCGGCUUCUCGGGCUGAUGUCGCUCGUUUAGUGGAUUCCGAUAAAAGUCUUGAGAUUAUUAUGUAA
Molecule: messenger RNA, 1026 nt
Organism: Papaver somniferum (opium poppy)
Lineage: Eukaryota; Viridiplantae; Streptophyta; Magnoliopsida; Ranunculales; Papaveraceae
Product: golgin subfamily A member 6-like protein 6
Exons: 3
Coding region: 1-1026 (341 amino acids)
Source: RefSeq, a predicted model, not a curated record